AUGGUUACCAGUUACAUGGGAGGCACAGGAGUUGAGGUUGCAACGAAAGGGAUGAGUAUGGUAACAGGAACGCUGUAUGAUAGGGUUAUUGAGAAGAGAAAAAUCGAAAACUUUAAUGACUUUCACACUGCCAUUCUUGAUAUAUUCAAUGCAAUCAACAUGGCCUUGCCUGGUAAGCAUUAUGAUGCACCACCACAUGAUGAUAUAAAGAAAUGUUAUGAUGAAUGGAUUGGUGAAUCUAAUGAUGCUAACAAGAAGGAUGCUUUCACCAAAUUCAUCAAAGAUUAUGUGAAUCUCAGCAAAGCAGAUGAAUCUAUGAUGAUCACAGGGAUUGUGGCUCCACCAGUUGCCAUGGCAGUUAAGAAAACUGGACAAACUGUGCCCCAAUUGAGUGUGAUUAAAGCCAUUCCUGAUGUUGCGUUUGUUCCUGGAGCUACCAUUUUGGCUCUCAUUGCUAUUAAGCUCACCAAAAGAAUGGCAUUCAAGAAUAUCCCUUCCAUUGAUCAAAAAGAGAAUUCCCCAUCCUAG
Molecule: messenger RNA, 528 nt
Organism: Sphenostylis stenocarpa
Lineage: Eukaryota; Viridiplantae; Streptophyta; Magnoliopsida; Fabales; Fabaceae
Source: the annotation of a GenBank genome assembly